Messenger RNA from Phyllotreta striolata, 499 nucleotides. The record is from the annotation of a GenBank genome assembly. Lineage: Eukaryota; Metazoa; Arthropoda; Insecta; Coleoptera; Chrysomelidae.
AUUCGGCAGAAGCCCGAGAGACAGCUUUAUAUUUUGCAGAAAAGGAUUUUGCGUUUUGUGAGAAUGGUGGCCCAGUCUCUGCUGGUGGUCGCGGUCCUCGCGGUGGUCAGCAUUACCGUUUGUGCCGAACCUGCGCCCUUCUUUUGGUACGACUAUUCAGAGGAGUCAUCAGAAGAAGAGGAUACUAAGCAACUUAUAAUAUAUUUAAACAUCACAGAUGUAAAUUCUGAAAAAGGAUUCGCUAUAAAACCCGUGAAUCAACAGAUACCAAUAAAUAUCCCCGUUAAUCCAGGACAGGGUGAAAAUAAUGGUGUAGAACCACUCACAAUACCCAUUGAAUUAACGCUAAAUGGCGCCAAAUAAGAAACCGAAUUACAUUUGUUCGUUUUUGAAAAAAAAAACUUGAUGUAUUUAUAUUUGUACUUAUAAUUUUUGAUAAAUAACUGUAUAACCUAUUAACUAAAAACAUGUAAUUUAUAUUUAAAAAUAACUUCUUAUA